Molecule: messenger RNA, 1014 nt
Organism: Priceomyces carsonii
Lineage: Eukaryota; Fungi; Ascomycota; Pichiomycetes; Serinales; Debaryomycetaceae
Exons: 1
Coding region: 1-1014 (337 amino acids)
Biological process (GO): sterol biosynthetic process
Cellular component (GO): endoplasmic reticulum
Source: RefSeq, a predicted model, not a curated record
AUGCCUCAUUCACGAAAUAGCAAAUUUGCCAACAGUGAUCAAGAGGAACCGACAUCAAUGCCUCCGUCCCGGUCCCCUACUCCCAGAGUCAUGGAGAAGACUGAUUCAGUUGUCAAUUUGACCAGGCCGGCACUUUAUGCAAUUUACAAUCAGUCAUCACUUUUAAGCUUUAACAAAGAUGAAUCCUAUGAAGAUCUUGAGCUUACAAAAGAUGAGCCUAGUUCACAUCAGUCGAAAGACAUGCUGGGAUCCAGGGUUCGAUCAUCGGUGGCUAAAGAAAAUGCAAGUGAAAGUAAUACAAAAUCGAUAACAUAUCAAGUCAUGAAUUUGAUAGUAAAAGUAAUGGCUUUGUCUGUUGCAGCUUUUAUCUACAAUGGGCUUACGAAGCAUAUACAUAAUAAUCAUAUCCCCUCAACGAACAGUUUUGAUCCACUUCAGUUUACUAAUUUACUUUUACGCAAUUUCUUCGAUAAAUUACGCUUGGAAAACAAACACAAUUAUUACUCAGUAAACUUAUUGAAUAAGUUAUUAGCUCCUACUCUACAGGGGCUUUUGAUGGGCCUGAUACAUCCGCUAUUGGAUUCUAAACUUCCGACCAUUCUUUCAAAGAGGCUCCUAUCUUCUAAUCCUGACCCGUAUUAUGCCAGUCAAUAUUCCAAUUUGUUUAAUGAUCUUAUAAGAGCUUCUAUUACAUUUCUAGGUAUUUCGUAUGCUAUACGAAAGCUUGAGUGGAGUUCUUUUUUACAAAUUUCAAUCGUUUGGUCUCUUUUAAAUCCUGGAUUAUGGUUAUUGUUAGAUGGUACUAUCAGUGGAUUUUUAUCAAGCUUCAUAAUUGCUAUGCUUGCUUGCUUAGGAGUCUAUAGCCUGAAUUACUCCCUUUUGAAUUCUUAUCUGGGGUUUCAAAGACACGAUUUUAUAGCAAUCUGGGUCUGGAUUGCUAGUUUUUUCUUUUGUGGAUUGAUCAUCUUCGGUAAAAUAGGAAGAGGAUUAUUUGGAAAAUAUGCAAUAAUUUAG